CAGCUACCGCCCCCUCUUUCCGGCCGCGGUCCGGUCUCUGGUAGCCGCGUGUCCCGCUCGCUGUUCGAGAAAUGCCGGCUCGACUCAGCUGUGAUCCUGAGGACCCGGAACCCACAAUGGAACCAGAGUCCGUGAGCAAGAAGGCGCACAAAAAAAGCAAGAGAGACCGAGAGAAGAGGAAACACUCAGAAAAAAACGAGAUCUCUGACAAAAAGCCAAAGCACCGGGAAAAUGGCAAAUUAGAAGAAUAUUCGGCUGAUGAAAGUGAAGUGAAGCCUCCAAAAUCAAAAAAACACAAGGCCGAGGAUUGUGACGAAAAGGCUGAAAGAAAAAGGAAAAAGGCAGAAAGAAACGGAUUGAUAAAAGAGUCAAAAGCUGAGAUCACUCCACGGUCGAGUGAUGAUUCCAGUCAGUAUUCAGAGGGUGAAAUAGAAGAGGAGCUACCUCCAGAGCAGAAAGAAGGGGCUUUCUCGAACUUCAAGAUUUCUCAAGAGAUGAUUGAUCUGCUGAAGGGCCGAGGGGUGACCUACUUGUUUCCAAUACAAGCACAGACGUUCAACUACAUCUAUGACGGGAAUGACUGCGUGGCACAGGCUAGGACUGGCACUGGCAAAACCUUCUCCUUUGCCAUCCCACUGGUGGAAAAGUUGCAGUCAGAGGCUGCUGAUCGGAGUAGGAAUCGACCUCCCAAGGUUCUUGUGCUUACUCCAACAAGGGAACUGGCAAUUCAAGUGGCGAAGGAUAUCAAGGAUAUAACCAAGAAGCUCUCUGUCUCUUGUUUUUAUGGUGGAACAGCAUAUGUUGGACAGAUGGACAGCAUUCGUAAUGGCAUUGAUAUUCUGGUGGGGACACCCGGGAGGAUCAGGGACCAUCUCCAGAACAUGAAAAUUGACCUGUCUAAACUGAAGCACGUGGUCCUGGACGAAGUGGAUCAGAUGCUGGACAUGGGCUUUGCGGAGCAGGUGGAGGAUAUUCUGAAAGUUGCAUACAAAAAAGAUUCCAAAGACAAUCCUCAAACACUCCUCUUCUCUGCAACCUGCCCUCCCUGGGUUUACCAAGUUGCAAAGAAGUACAUGAAAGUACAGCACAAACAGGUUGAUCUCAUCGGAAAACGGACUCAGAGGGCAGCUACAACUGUUGAGCAUUUGGCCAUAGAAUGCCAUUGGACACAGCGAGCGGCAGUCAUCGGUGAUGUCAUCCAGGUAUACAGCGGCAGUCAUGGGCGAACUAUCAUCUUCUGCGAAACAAAGAAGGAAGUAAAUGAGUUGGUGAUGAACACCUCAAUAAAACAGGAUGCUCAGUGCUUACACGGGGACAUUCCACAGAAACAGAGAGAGAUCACACUGAAGGGAUUCCGGGAUGGCUCCUUCGAGGUGCUGGUUGCCACCAAUGUGGCCGCCCGUGGCUUGGACAUUCCAGAAGUAGACCUGGUAAUACAGGGCUGCCCACCAAAGGAUGUGGAUUCCUAUAUUCAUCGGUCUGGUCGUACAGGUAGAGCUGGGCGCACAGGGGUCUGCAUCUGUUUUUAUCAGCGUAAGGAGGAGGACCAUCUGAGAUUUGUGGAACAGCAAGCUGGUUUGACAUUCAAACGUGUUGGAGUUCCGACGGCCACCGACAUCGUUGAAGCUUCCUACAAGGAUGCCAUCCGAUCUUUGGAUUCCAUUCCGGCAGCAGCAAUCGAACGAUUCCGUCCGGCUGCAGAAAACCUGAUUGAGCAGCGAGGAGCACUGGAGGCUUUAGCUGCUGCAUUGGCACAUAUCUCGGGGGCAAAGAGCAUUGAACAGCGCUCCCUCCUUAACUCAGAUGCGGGGUAUACAACAAUGGUGUUGGCUUGUUCAAUGGAGAUGCACAGUAUCGGCUAUGCAUGGCGAGGGCUGAAGGAACAGCUGGGCGAGACAGUGGAAAGCAAAGUGAAGAGGAUGAGAUUCCUAAAGGGUAAAAUGGGUGUGUGUUUCGAUAUUCCCGAAGAUUCUCUGGAAGUCUUGAAGGCAAGCUGGCAGGACAGUCGUCGCUGGCAGCUCACUGUCGCAACUAAGUUACCAGAACUGGAGGAGGAUAGACGAGAUGGAGGGUCCAAAUUCAGGAAGCAUUCCUUCAACAGAGGAGGAGGAUUCAACAGGGGUCAGAGCGGCAGAGGCAUGAAGAGAAAUUUCAAUAGAGCAUUCGUCUGGUAGUUGGGCGUGAACAGGCGCAUGCCAGACCUCGCACUUUUAUAUAACUCAUCUGACUGCCCCACUUACUGAUUUAAAGGCUGCACUGGGCUGUGCGUGUCAGACUUGUGUAUUCCUGCGUUAUUUUAAAUGCACAGGACACUGGCUGGAAUUUGUUGGAUAACAGCUAGGUGCUGGAAUCAAGGGAUCAUUUACUUGGAUGUUGCAGAAAAAUUAAAAAGUGUUCCUUUAA
Carcharodon carcharias (great white shark) is the source of this 2403-nucleotide messenger RNA. RefSeq names its product DEAD (Asp-Glu-Ala-Asp) box helicase 21 (gene ddx21). The transcript is spliced from 15 exons. The coding region runs from base 72 to 2174 and encodes 700 amino acids. Lineage: Eukaryota; Metazoa; Chordata; Chondrichthyes; Lamniformes; Lamnidae. Gene Ontology annotation, molecular function: ATP binding; RNA binding; helicase activity. The record is from RefSeq and is a predicted model, not a curated record.